UUGACUACGGCAAUUUUUGUUUUGAUAAAUCUUUACUUGACUGGAGCUGUAACAAAAUUUCAACCUAAUGGCAUGAAGAAAAUAUGUCUAGAGUUGGAUAAUCUGGCAUCAAAGGUGGUUGAAACAAAGGAAAUCAUUGUAAGUAUCGAUGCUUGUCUAUAACGUUGUCAAAACUCUGAAAUGAUAAGGGAGAUUCUAUCCCACCAAUAAAUUUUAGAAAGGUCAUAGUGGGUUUGUUUAAAUUAAGGGCGCUUUUAAGUGCCUAUGGCGUAAAAAUUUGUAUUCUGUUAACUGAAAGAACGCAUUACUACAGCAAAUUCUUCUAAAGAGUUUUGCGUUUUGAGCAAAAUGCGAUUUUUUAGAAAUUUUUAGGCCAAAAGUUCUUUGGCACCCUUGUUCCGCUAAUGUCGAAAUUGACAGGCUCAUAUGUGACGUCAUGGGACACAAAUUUAGGAACUAAGAAACGGGAUUUUAUGCCUGCUUUUUCCUUUCUCAGGGUGGCUAGUGUUGUUGCAUCUAAUUGGAACGCAUCUGAAUGAGGGUGCUAAGGGGGUACUGACUUCUCAGUUAAUUCGGCCAACGAUCCGUUAACUACUUCACCGAAAAGACGAAUGGUGUGCCAAUAUGUCUGCAAAUUUGAAAGUUUCCAAAAAAAAAUUCUUAAAAAAAUCACGCUGUGUUUAAAUCGACGUUUUUUUUGCAUAGGUUAUCGUAGUAUACUUUCAAAUAAAAAAUAUAAAUUUAUAGGUUACGGUUACGAGUAACAACAUUUGACAUUUCUUUGGGUCUUAAGGGCAACAGAGUAAGUCCCCGAUACCCUUCAGUGGGAGAGUAAGUCGUUAAAGUAACUUAUGUUUCCCUGUAUAAAUUUUAGGAUAUACGCUGGCGGGUCAAAGACCAAAAACACAGAUUAUCAAACAUUCAGUUAACCACAUUCGUCUCUUCAAAAAACAUGAAGAAAACAACGGUAAGAGAAUCGAAUAAUUUCCAUCUAUCUUAAGUAAAAUGUAAAAUUUCUUUUAUACUGAUUUUAUUAACGUCCGUUCAGCACUAUGAUCUACACAGUUUUCGUUAGGACUUUUAGUUUUCUCUCUGAACUGACAAUCAGUCCGCAGAUAUUUAUAUUUAACUUUUUGGCAUGACGCAACCUUUUAUUUUUACAAAACAAUAUGUUUAACAUUUUUAAUAUGAUCAAAGCUAAUUUUUGUAAUUCAAACGUUAUUCCUUCACAGACUCAAAGCAAACUGGAAGUAAACCGAAAAAUUGUACAGGCCUUUAUCUCACCUCUAAGGAAGUUAAGAAAGCAAUUUUCCGCCUUCUCAGCCGCCAAUGAUAUUGCACACCGUCUGAAAAGAAUAGAAUGGAUUGCAAGCAAUGUCAUUUAUUACAUCCAGGAAAUUCAGCUCGCGCCCAAGGUAACUUGAAGACAUCCCCAUUGUAGCUCAAUAUGAUCAAUUGCUCAAACUUUUUCGUCCAAAGUCAGAGUGAUUUUCGUAUGACCCUGAAAUGAAAACGCCCGAACAAAACAGAAACAACAAACAAACGAAAAUAGAGCGAUUUGAUUGGUUUAUCGAUCGGAUACAAACGCGCUUGGCUUUUGGUUGGUUAGGCGAACGCUCGGGUGAAAAAACUUUAUGCCCGAUAACUAGAAAUCAACCGAUACUUCGUUUUGACGUCAUACUGCAACACGAUUGGCCAGUCGAACAAUGCCUUCUCCAUAUUAGGGUUUCUUUGGUGGGAAAACGAAGAGGCCAUGUUUUGAUCUUUUCAUCCAUUGGUUGAUAAAACAAGUAACGAACACUUACCGAAACCGUUUUUCAAGGUCAUACGAAAAGUGCUCUGAAGAUUUUUUUUUCUGAGCAGUAGCGGCUGAUUUGUAAAGCCUAUACAGAUCGGAGGCUAUCAGUGGGUUGAGAUCUGUAUCAAAAGUCAAUGAAUAUACUUAUUAGGUGAGCUGAAGUCGGUAUCAUCUUAGUUGAUGUAACUUCGAACGACUGAGUCCAAUAGGUUUUUUCUAGUAAGUAAAUAAUGUAACAAGAAGCUAAUUGUAUAGUAAUGUGACUGAAAUCAACCCACUCACCGUGCCAUGUAAAAAAUUCCUUGUUCCUUUGCAGUCUAGAAAUACAGAUACAGAAGUUAUCCGUCCCACCAAAAGUGCUGCCAUCAACAAAACAAGCAGUUGGAGUAGUGUCAUGGUUGCUGCCCAGAGCUCCGCGGCUGCAGAGCAAGCGAGAUUGCCGGUGACAUCUUUACAACUUGAAGGAAUUGCUUUGCAAGCAUUUGCCUUGUUGGAAGAUUUAUACAGCCAAAUCCUUAUAAUGCAAGGGGAUUUCAUCAAACUCGAUGGACGUUGUGCGUCUAGGAUGUAA
Messenger RNA from Porites lobata, 2369 nucleotides. Lineage: Eukaryota; Metazoa; Cnidaria; Anthozoa; Scleractinia; Poritidae. The record is from the annotation of a GenBank genome assembly.